Thlaspi arvense is the source of this 360-nucleotide messenger RNA. The record is from the annotation of a GenBank genome assembly. NCBI's taxonomy places the organism in Eukaryota, Viridiplantae, Streptophyta, Magnoliopsida, Brassicales, Brassicaceae.
AUGAACAGACUGAGAUGGGUCGGAGAGGGAGACAUAUGGGAGCUCGAUAUGUCUACUCCGGUGACACUCGAGGGCACCGCACGAGCUGUUUCCGACGACCCUCUUCCUCUGGGUCUCUCCAGAGGCACUCAUCUCUCUCGCCCUAAGCAGGCUGAGUUCUUCCACCGCUUCAUGGCCACACCCCUCAUCCCUUCCUUCUCCUCUCUCCGUCACACCUCCGGCGUUGAAGGCGAUGCAGUCGGCGGUGGAUUAUCUCUUCAACGAGUCCUCACUUUGCCUUUCUCCAACAACUGGUACUUACACCGAAUUUUCAAAAAUUCCCUUCCGUUUUCCAGAUACUUUCGCAUAAAUGGUCGAUAA